GAGCCCGCCUCCAACCCGAGAACGUGUUCGUGAUCGUGGACUGUAGCUCGGAGCUGAUCAACCUGCUGAGUGUGAAUUCCGCACAGCCGGAGUCAGGAAUUGUCGCAGAUAUCGACAUUGGCGAGCUUCUCUAUCCGAAAAGUUCGGAAAGUUACUACGAAUUGAAAAGCCAGCCCAUCGCUGACAGCGGCCCCUGUGCGCAGCCGGACAGGCCCAGGCAGGCGCCGGCCGCCAUGACGUCGCGGGUGCUGCUGCGGCAGCAGCUGAUGCGGGAGCAGGCGCAGGAGCAGGAGCGCCGGGAGCAGCAGGCAGCCGCGCAGCGGGAGCAGGAGCGGGCCUCGCCCAGCCAGUCACGGGCCAUCGCCGUGGCCGGGCCCCUGGGCCUGCCCGCCAAGGCCCAGGUCCCCAUGGAGAUCCUCAAGGUGCAGACCCACCUGGAGAACCCCACCAAGUACCACAUCCAGCAGUCACAGAGGCAGCAGGUCAAGCAGUACCUGUCCACCACCCUGGGGAGCAAGGCCGCCUCCCAGGCGCUGGCCGCCCCCCUCUCGCCGGGACCCCUGGAGCAGGCGGCCCCCUCCGCCGCGGGGGCCGCCCCCAGCAGCCCCAUGGUCCUGCUGAACGUCGGGUCCAACCCAGAGACCGAGAUGGACGAUGUCAUCGAUGAGAUCAUCAGCCUAGAGUCGAGCUACAACGACGACGGGCUGGGGCUGCUCGACUGCCAGCUGCAGAUGCCCAACACGCUGCCGGUCUCCGGGAACCUGCUGAACGUUUACACCAACCAGAGCCUGACCAACGCCACCAUCACUGUGAGCAACUCCUGCCCGGCCAAGCUGCCCAACACCAAGGAGAGCACAGAUGCCGAUGUGAAAGCUUUCAUCAAAGAGAGACAGAAGAAGGAUAACCACAACCUCAUCGAGAGAAGACGGAGGUUUAAUAUUAACGAUCGAAUCAAGGAGCUGGGAGCAAUGAUCCCGAAAUCCAAUGAUCCGGAGGCGCGCUGGAACAAAGGCACCAUCCUGAAGGCGUCGGUGGACUACAUCCGCAAGCUGCAGAAGGAGAGCAGCCGCUCAAAGGAGCUGGAGAGCCGUCAGCGGAAGCUGGAGCACGCCAACCGGGCCCUGCUGCUCCGCAUCCAGGAGUUGGAAAUCCAGGCCCGGGUGCACGGCCUGUCGCUGACCUCCCCCUCGGGCCUCAGCACCGCCCAGCUGACCGCCCAGGUCAUCAAGCAGGAGGUGCCAGGUCCCGAUUACCUGCUGUCGGGGGGGUCGCAGGCCGGGGCAGAGGCCGGGCCCGCCUACGACCUGGACCUGGACCUGGGCCUGGGGCUGGGGCCCGGCCUGGAGCCGCUGGCCGAGCUGCCCUACCCCCUGAAGCUGGACUCGGGCCUGGGGGAUGUGCUGAUGGAGGACUCGCUGUCGCCGGUGGGGGCGUGCGACCCCCUCCUCUCCUCUUUCUCGCCGGGAGCGUCCAAAACCAGCAGCCGUCGGAGCAGCUUCAGUAUGGAGGAGGAGCCCGGGUCCUGAGGGCAAGCUACGGGCAUCACCCCCCCACCAACCGUGUCCCCCUCCACAUCCACAGGCUCCCCCAACCCCGUUGUCCCGCCCCUCAUGUCCCGCCCAUAGGCUCCCCCUCCCCCUCACCACCCCCUCCCCGUGUCCUGCCCCUCCCCUCCCACUCACAUCCCACCCACAGGCUCCCGUCCCCCUCACCACCCCCACCCCCCCCCCCCCCCCCCCC
This is a messenger RNA of Pristis pectinata (smalltooth sawfish), 1740 nucleotides long. Its product is annotated as microphthalmia-associated transcription factor-like. Gene Ontology annotation, molecular function: RNA polymerase II cis-regulatory region sequence-specific DNA binding; protein dimerization activity; DNA-binding transcription factor activity, RNA polymerase II-specific. The record is from RefSeq and is a predicted model, not a curated record. Gene Ontology annotation, cellular component: nucleus. Lineage: Eukaryota; Metazoa; Chordata; Chondrichthyes; Rhinopristiformes; Pristidae. Gene Ontology annotation, biological process: regulation of transcription by RNA polymerase II. Bases 234 to 1526 code for a protein of 430 amino acids. The transcript has 10 exons.